GGGUAGCUGCUCGAAAGAAUAAACUCUCUAAGACAUCCACUUUGAGUUCUCCAUUGUUGAUGCAAACUUGGUGUGACUGCUGGAUGCCGCAGCAACUUGCAAUACAUUCGUUCGGGACCUCGAAACCCUGUUGUCUCAAACCCCAAUAUGGCGAUAUGGGGGCGGCCGGUUGGCCACCAGGCUACGCCUCCGGGCAGAAGAGAGGAAGAUGCGGAGAAUACCCGGAGGCAAUACCUGUGGAACACGCCGGAUGGAGACAAGCCCGAUUUCGCCGAGACCUACACGCACGGUGACGAGCUGGUCUUCUCGUGGAACGCCCUCAACAACAGCAUCUACGACUUGUGGCUCACAAGUUGGAAGCCCGGCCCCGACCCGGUAGCAGUGUGCCUAGCAAGGGCAGUGAACCUCGCCCAUGACGGCAACCUCAAACUCGUCACAUCCGAUCCCCCCACGGCGCAGCUCGCCAACGAGACGAGAUACGUGCUCCGCUUCAAGCCCCCGACAGGCCAAGGCGAGUUCGUCGCGUCGGACACCGACCUGUCCAGCCCGGGCUUUUUGCUCGUCGAACCGGCCUUUCACCAGCAGGAUGCCCCCAGCACCACGGCGCCUGCCCCGCCGACAAAAUCCCGAGUGACCCCGGCGAGGGAAACAGCUACAACGGCGCUGGGCUCGGAGGAGUCGGUCUCAGAAAUGUCCCCCGCGGCGGCGGCCGGGUUGACCAUCGGGUUGAUACUGAUCGUGGCGUUCUUGGUGGCGGUGGAGGUUGGGUAUCUGAUGUGGCGGCGGAAACGGCGGCGUGGGGCCGGACAGGACGGGACGCCGGGGUCGUCGGGCCGGAGGAAGAUGAUGAAGCGGUUCGGGAAGGGGGACCGCGGGGUGUUUGUCCAGGUGGACAAGGCCGAGAUGGUCAUCGAUGACUCGAUUUGGAUGUCGCCGGAGUUGCCGGGGGACUCGACCUGGGGCCAGAGACUGGUGCAUGAAUUACAGGGGUCGCGGUUAGGGAGGGGGAAUCCUCUUGGGCGGCCCAUGACGAUUAACAGUUCGGUGGUGGAGCUCGAUGUCGGGAGGACGUGAGGGAGUUCCAACUCCCGAGGGAUUGCCAGUGAAGUGAGAUACCGUCCAUGAGGAUGUGUUUGAGGAAUAUGGAACUUUGUAUGUACACAUUAUGACACCCGGAAUGUCGGGUUAGUGCCGAAUAAUUAUCGACCCCAGCAAUCAACGAACCAAAUGUUGUUGUUGCAGUGUCCGCCGACGGCGACAACACGGCCCGUGAAAUACUCCGUCCUUCAUUCCUGCAUGGAAACGGACGGGGGACACGAUUGAGGCAUGGGUCUCUCGCAACGCUCUGACCUUCUUCGGCCUGGCCGACGUGGCUGCCUUGGAACCAAAAACAAAAGUGUUGUUUUGGAGUUGGAAGCUUCGUCACAAGACCGAAAUUACAGGGCGAGCCCAGCUGGUUGACAGGCCCGUGUCUCAGAGGGGUGUUUUGGUUU
Chaetomium fimeti is the source of this 1493-nucleotide messenger RNA. RefSeq lists its product as uncharacterized. Lineage: Eukaryota; Fungi; Ascomycota; Sordariomycetes; Sordariales; Chaetomiaceae. The transcript has 2 exons. The record is from RefSeq and is a predicted model, not a curated record. The coding region runs from base 148 to 1074 and encodes 308 amino acids.